AUGUAUCAUACCACUACGCAAAUGCACAUGUCGCUUUACGGCAAUUCAAAUUAUACUUUUAUGCCAAUGUCAAACAGCGGCAUGAAUAUUUAUUCAAAUAUGUAUCAAGAGAACAAUACUCCAACUUCGAGACGCUCAACACGUCAAGUUUUUGCGAAUACAUCAGUCCCGCCGCUCACUGCCCAAGCCAUUUGGAGCACAUACUCCAGUCGCCUGAAAGAAAAGGAAGGAAACACUUCACUUCUCUUAUCCACGAAUAACAAACGGCGCACUCGUGGUGCAGGAGCAAACGUCAAUUAUGCUGAGGAUGCAUUAUCAGACGAAGCAGAAUUUUGGGGUGGUGAAGAAUAUAACAAAAGAAAUAUGACACCUGUUGACAAGAAUAGUUCGGGUCGUCCUUACACCAUGCGUGAAGGAGCCAGCGAGAAACCAGUCACCAAAAGAUGGAUGCGAAAAACAAAGCAUGUUUAUAAAUCUAAUAAAGAAAUGGAACGAAUGGCGGAACAAAAAGAAGUUCUCAUUCCUAUUAGACUUGAUUUUGAUUUCGAGAAUCAUAAAUUGCGUGAUACGUUCACUUGGAAUUUGAACGAAAAAAUUAUUACGCCUGAAAGUUUCGCCGAGAUAUUAUGUAACGACCUCGAAAUUCCAGUUGAAACGUAUACUCCAUUGAUCGCAGAAGCUAUUAGGUCUCAAGUAGCAGAAUAUGAAUCUGCUGCUGAAAAAUCUCUAUCACGAGUAGAUUAUCGUGUGGAAAUAAACUUAGAUAUACAGGUUGGAAAAUUAAAUCUUCGAGAUCGUUUUGAAUGGGAUCUAAGUUCAGAUCUGACACCCGAAGAAUUUAGUCGUUUAUUGACUGCUGAUCUUGGAGUUGGCGGUGAAUUUGCACCAAUAAUUGCUUUUAGUAUACAUGAACAACUUUUACGACAUAAAGAAAAAUUAGAUGAUUUUGAUCCAGAAAGUGAACCGCUAAAGUCUGCAUUCAGACCUUUUGAUGAAGCAGAAGAGUGGGCGCCGAUAUUAGAAACAUUAACUACCGAAGAGCUAGAAAAAAUUGUAUUAGAUAAAGAGAGAAGUAUUAGACGUCUUCGACGAGAAACUUCUCGUUUUGGAAAUUCAAGAUCGCGUCAAUUACCGCGUAAUCCCAAUUCGAGUAUAUUAUCACCUAAUUCCUCCCCACUAAGACGUCAAAAAAACAUGCAACCCGUUAAACCACUAAAACAAGAACGUGUCAGAGAAAGAGGUCAAAGGCUGGCGCCAGAGCAAUUGGAAAAAUGGCAUUGUGAACAUUGUCGAAUUAAUGGUCGCGAUACUCCGCUGGUAAGACGAGGGCCUGAUGGUACAAAGACUCUCUGUAAUGCGUGUGGAUUAUAUUGGAUAAAUAAAUCAUCUUUGCCUCCUCUUCGCAAAGAUAUGUUUGCGCAUCAACAAAUUCAUUAA
Messenger RNA from Ambispora leptoticha, 1437 nucleotides. NCBI's taxonomy places the organism in Eukaryota, Fungi, Glomeromycota, Glomeromycetes, Archaeosporales, Ambisporaceae. The record is from the annotation of a GenBank genome assembly.